Molecule: messenger RNA, 2957 nt
Organism: Oncorhynchus masou masou (cherry salmon)
Lineage: Eukaryota; Metazoa; Chordata; Actinopteri; Salmoniformes; Salmonidae
Product: syntaxin-10-like
Exons: 10
Coding region: 60-833 (257 amino acids)
Biological process (GO): vesicle fusion; retrograde transport, endosome to Golgi; intracellular protein transport
Cellular component (GO): SNARE complex; endomembrane system; synaptic vesicle membrane
Molecular function (GO): SNARE binding; SNAP receptor activity
Source: RefSeq, a predicted model, not a curated record
GGCGUCCUGCUUCGGGUCCCCAGCGCGCAUGCGUCAGGUCUGGCGUUGAAGUGUCCAAUAUGUCGCUGGAAGAUCCGUUCUUCGUAGUCAAGGGGGAGGUCCAGAAGGCCUUGUCUCGUGCCAGGAGCCUUUACGAACGCUGGGAGGAGCUUCUGGAGGAGGGCACUCAGGUGAGCAAAGAUGAGCUGGACUGGAGCACCAAUGAACUGAGGAACUGUCUCAGAGCCAUAGAUUGGGACCUGGAGGACCUGAGUGAAACCAUCAGUAUCGUUGAGUCCAACCCGGGGAAGUUCCGUCUGGGGGAGAAUGAGCUGCAGGAGAGGAGAGACUUUGUGGAGCGAACACGGCAGGCCGUACAGGAGAUGAAGGAUCAACUCUCCAGUCCCUCUGUUGUGGCCCAGGCAGAGAAGAAGAACAGACAGGCUCUGAUAGGUGCAUCUGGGCAGGACAGGUCUGAUGGUCUGGAGUCUCACCUGGUGUCAACCAACUCCAGAUACAUCCAGGAUCAACAGGAACAGCAGCAGUUGAUCAUGCAGGACCAGGAUGAGCAGUUGGAGCUGGUGACAGGAAGCAUCAGAGUACUGAAAGACAUGUCAGGACGCAUCGGAGAUGAACUAGACCAGCAGGCUGUUAAACUUCCCAUGCUGAGACGCUCUGUGUUUAAAGGGUUCAUAUGCUUUAGGAGACUACUAGAGGACUACUACCACCACUUCUACUCCCUCAAGAAGAUGGAGAAAGUCUCCCACAUGACAAGCAGUAGGAGACAGUGGUGUGCCAUCGGAGUACUGGUGGUCAUCAUGGUUGUUGUUCUCAUCCUCUUCUUCACCCUUUGAGUAUGGACCUCUCUUCACUACACGACUCUACCACACUCACCCACUCCUUCCUGGGGAUGAACCAUGAAAUGGAUGGAGGCAUUGAUAUAGGAAACGGAAUCCAAUCCAACCCUUGUCUUUCCUUUGUCAUAGAAUUCAGUCUCUGAAUAAUCUAUCUUUCUAGUACUCAUCACUUUGUCUCUGUCUAUCCCCGUUUCUGUCCUAUUUCCCACCUCUCUCACCACCCAUAUCAGAGGAGUGAACAGCAGUGAGAUGACGGUUACAUUAUAUAUUCAGGCAAAGCUAAGAUGUCUCUUGUGUGUGUGAAUGAUGGUACAGACUUGGGAUGAGGGAGAUGUCAAUGUUGCCUUAUCUAUUUUUAUACGUCUAUGAGAUGAUCUAUGGGCUUCAUCCCAAAUAAAACCCUAUUCCCUACAUAGUGCACUACUUAGGAUUGGUGAAAUCACCUAGAUCCUAGAUCUGUUGUUAGGUCAACUUCUACCUUGUUCCAAAUCAUCUGGCCCGUUGGAAUCGCUUUAUCAUAGGAGGUAGAAGUUACCCCGAGACAUGUUUUAUGUAGGUUCCCCUUCUGGAUAAAGGAUUUGAGGCUAGUGAUCUGAUCCCAGAUCUGUGGAGAUGGGAACGGUCAAGCCUGUGGUGAUAGCUUUACCACAGUAACAGUUGGAGUUCUGGGUUGCUGGGCAGGAAAUUAGCAGCACAAGUUAAUUUGAAGCUCUUUCGCCCCCUAGUGGACAUUUAUGGCCAUGUCCACAUGUCAUUAUGUGAGAUACCACUGACUGAUGUGAUGGCACGCUUUCAGAAUUUUUGGGGGAGUGCUGAUAUAGGAUCAGUUUUGCGUCCUACUCUGAGAUGCUUGAUGAAUAUGACCCUGAGGUGCAUUUUAUACUAUUGUGUAAAUAAAUCUAAAUGUAAUGCUUGACAUUGUGGGAUGUGGACUUAUUUUGCCUUUCUCAAGACACAUCUCUCUAUGGGAGAGUUUCCUGCCUGGUGUCUUUUGGUUGGCACUGCCACCUUGGUCCCAAUGGUACCCGUUUGUGUGGGAUGGUUGGUUUCUUCUGUUCAUUUGCCAUUGGUUGUGUAUUUAGGGCCCCUGAGUGGCGCAGUGGUCGAAGGCACUGUAUUGCAGUGCUCGAUGUGUCACUACAGACCCUGGUUCGAUUUCAGGCUGUAUCGUAACCGGCCGUGAUUGCGAGUCCCAUAGGGCGGCACACAAUUGGCCCAGCGUCAUCGUAAAUAAGAAUUUGUUAACUGACUCACAUUGUACUGAUUGAAUCACUAAGGAAUUUUUCCAUUCUCUGUUUGUGAUCAGUUUGAAAGGUUGUAGCUCUGUUCUACCGAAAACUGUCUGUACUGGUUUCCAUCUAUCACAUUCUCCAAUGAUUUAGGUUUAUUAGGAACUCUCUCAGGGUGCAUUGACUGGUGCAAUAGGCCCUGUUCUAAUACCUCCUUCCUUCACCUAUUCCUCAAGGAAAUCACCACUGAUCUAACACGAUCUGGUUGGUCAGAGGACGCAGUGGAAAGUAGCCUUAAGUCCACCUAUUCAACUUUGUCAGAUCAGUGAUUGUGCACAAACAAGGUUGCAUUAGAAGGGUUUGAACAGGGCCUAAUUCUUCCAAGUCAAAAAGGAAAAGGUUAGCUAGCAUUUAUCCACUUCAAUGAUCAGUGUUUCUCCAGCUAUGGAAAUGACUAACCAUUCAAGGGUUAUUGCUAGAUGCCUUGUGGGAAGAAUGUAUUGUGUAAAUAGUAUACAAAAUGGCCGCCUUCCUGCUUUUGUUUGCUUGCAUGGUGUUGAAGGGGAGUUUAGAACUGUUUUUUGUUGCCAUGUGAGUGCAGUUAACAUUGGUGAAAGGUUGGUUUCAUUGAAUUAGUGACCUCACUCAUCUAUUUCAAGUUCUACUGUUGCUAUUCAGUGUAAUGUUUUCCAAAGUCUCAAUUCUAUUUGCCUCUUAACCCAAACAUGUGCUGGAGUUGUGGGUCACCCUGUCUAUGAAUGAACAUAGGAGUCAUUUCAAAUGCUUUGCCUGAAACGGCAACACUCCUUUUUUGUACGAUAAAUGUUUUGCCGUCAUUGUAGUUUCUUGAUGAAAAUGAACUCUUGUUCUUAAUAAAUCAUAUGCUUUUAAA